This is a messenger RNA of Anoplopoma fimbria (sablefish), 1715 nucleotides long. It is a transcript of the gene nkap, whose product is annotated as NFKB activating protein. Lineage: Eukaryota; Metazoa; Chordata; Actinopteri; Perciformes; Anoplopomatidae. Gene Ontology annotation, biological process: regulation of gene expression. Gene Ontology annotation, cellular component: nucleus. The record is from RefSeq and is a predicted model, not a curated record. Gene Ontology annotation, molecular function: chromatin binding.
CGAAGCAGAAGCAGAAGAAGAAGCAGCAGAAGAAGCAGAAGGAGAAGAAGAAGCAGGAGGAGGAGACUUCCUGUUGUUCUUGCGGACCACAGACAACAUGGACGCGUGUUAGUUUCCCUCUCUUCUCUGAACACAACUCUUGUUUACCUCCAGUCAGCGGCCAUGCCCGCCUCGGACCGCUCCAGCUCUGACGGCGGUGCGGGGCCCCAGCCCCGGGCCCGCAGGCCCCGCAGCCGCUCCCGCAGCCGCCACCGCAGCGGCAGCCGCGAGCGCAGCCUGUCCCCGUACAGCUUCGGGCCCAAACUCCCGAAGCCCCGCAACCGGGAGAAGGAGCACGAGGAGCGGGACCGCCGGUUCCGAGAGGCGAGGAACAUCAGGCGGAUCCGCAUAGGAAGCCCCCGCCGGUCCCGGUCCCGGUCCAGGGAGCACCACCACAACACCACCAACACCAGCGUCACCACCAGCAGCACCAUCAACACCAGCAGCUACAACCACUGGUCCGAGCAGCGGGACGCGGCCGGGAAGCACGGGACCUUCAAAGACGACUACUACUAUGAGCAGGAGAGAGACGACGCGCAGAGACAGAGGCAGGAGGCCUUUAUCGCCAGGCGUCUGCAAGAGAGAGAGCGGAUCGGUGAGUUAGGCUGUCCGGAAGUUUGGGGAUAUUCACCAAGAGUGAAAGAGCCAGACUCUGAUGAAUUCACACCAGUCGAAGAAGACGAGAAAAACAGCAGCUCAGAAUCAGGCUCAGAAGAUGACAAGAAGAAGAAAAAGAAGAAGAAGAAGAAAUCCAAGAAAAAAAAGAACAAAAAACACUCAGAGGACAGCGAGCUGGAAUCAGAUUCAGAUGGAGAAGAGAUAAAGAAGAAGAAAAAGAAAAAGAAGAGCAAGAAGUCAAAGAAGUCCAAGAAGAAGAAGGCCAAGAAGAGUCGGAAGGAGUCCAGCAACUCCAGCAGUCAAGAGUCAAAGGGGAAGAGGAGGAGGGGGAGGGGGGAGGAGGAGGAGGAGGAUCCCAACGGAGUGCUGUGGGUGGAGAAAACCUGCAUGGACGAAAACGUGGUCGGCCCCGAAGCUCCGCUCACACACAUGUCGCAGGACGACAGACCUUUGGAUUUCGGUCAUGCACUGUUGCCAGGUGAAGGUGCUGCGAUGGCGGAGUACGUGAAAGCGGGCAAACGUAUCCCGAGGAGAGGUGAGAUCGGUCUCACCAGCGACGAGAUCGCAGACUUCGAGAAGUCUGGCUACGUGAUGAGCGGCAGCAGACAUCGUCGUAUGGAGGCCGUGCGUCUGAGAAAGGAAAACCAGAUCUACAGUGCAGACGAGAAGCGAGCUCUGGCCUCCUUCAACCAGGAGGAGAGGAGGAAGAGAGAAAGCAAGAUCCUGUCCAGCUUCAGGGAGAUGGUGUACAGGAAAACCAAAGGCAAGGAGGAGAAGUGAACGUCACAUUUAUACAGAUCACCCUUUUAUAGGAGCGGUAUUUGUGUUUUAUUCCUUUGUGUUGGAGGACAACCACAUUCAGUUUUAGUUGAAUGUACAGUGUGGUUGGAGGAUUUUACUUUUAAAGAAAUGUGUGUAAGAUUCAAGAGGAGUAUUCUGUUGUAUUAUAUUCUCCAUCAGAUUUUAGUCUUCCCUUUCAAUUUUUCAACCGUAACUUGUUCUUGUAAAUGUUGUGCGAAUUAUCCUGAUCAGAACAGUAAAUAAAUUUUCAUUAUCAA